Anopheles merus is the source of this 2463-nucleotide messenger RNA. RefSeq names its product general transcription and DNA repair factor IIH helicase subunit XPD (gene Xpd). Gene Ontology annotation, cellular component: nucleus. The coding region runs from base 107 to 2389 and encodes 760 amino acids. NCBI's taxonomy places the organism in Eukaryota, Metazoa, Arthropoda, Insecta, Diptera, Culicidae. The record is from RefSeq and is a predicted model, not a curated record. Gene Ontology annotation, molecular function: damaged DNA binding; DNA helicase activity; hydrolase activity, acting on acid anhydrides, in phosphorus-containing anhydrides. The transcript has 6 exons. Gene Ontology annotation, biological process: nucleotide-excision repair; positive regulation of mitotic recombination; transcription by RNA polymerase II.
GGCUGUGCCUGACUUUUACCGCAUAAACAACAACAACCCAUUCUGCAACCGGCGCGCGUGCAUCGCACCUUCGUUUGCAUCACACGAAUGAAAUAAUUGCUACAAAAUGAGGAUCAGCGUUGACGGAUUGCUGGUGUACUUCCCGUACGAGUACAUCUACCCGGAGCAGUACGCUUACAUGCUCGAGCUGAAGCGUACGUUCGAUGCGAAGGGCCACUGUCUGCUGGAAAUGCCCUCGGGGACGGGCAAAACCACCACCCUGCUCUCGCUGAUCGUGGCGUACAUUCUGGAGAACCCGCACGUCGUGCGCAAGCUGAUCUACUGCUCGCGUACGGUGCCCGAGAUUGAGAAGGUCAUUGCCGAGCUGAAGCAUCUGAUGAACUACUACGAAAAGCAGACGGGCGCAAUGCCGAACAUUACCGGGCUGGUGCUUAGCUCGCGCAAAAACAUGUGCAUUCAUCCAGAGGUGAGCCGCGAACGGGAGGGCAAGAUUGUUGACGCACGGUGCUACGGCAUGACCGCGAGCUACGUGCGCGAACGGGCGGCUCACGACGAGUCGGCACCGGUGUGCCAGUAUUACGAGGGUUUCCAGGCGGAGGGCAAAGAAAACAUGCUACCGCCGGGCGUUUACUCGAUCGAUGAUCUGAAAGAGUUCGGCCGGGAGCGGAACUGGUGUCCGUACUUUCUGUCCCGCUUUGCCAUCAACCAGGCGCACGUGGUCGUGUACAGCUACUACUACCUGCUCGAUCCGAAGGUGGCGGAGGUGGUCUCGAAGGAGCUGGCCCGCGAAUCGGUCGUCGUGUGCGACGAAGCGCACAACAUCGACAACGUGUGCGUGGACUCGAUGAGCGUAAAGAUCAACCGGCGGCUGAUCGAGCGCAGCACGACCGGUAUACACAACCUGGAGAAGAAAGUGGCCGAACUGAAGGAAGACGACAAGCGUCGCCUCAACGAAGAGUACGUCCGGCUGGUGCAGGGUUUGAAGGAUGCGUCGUUCGCCCGCGAAACCGACAUGGUGCUGGCGAAUCCGGUGUUGCCGAACGAGGUCAUCAAAGAGGUCGUGCCGGGCAACAUACGCAAUGCGGAUCACUUCCUGUCCUUUCUGAAGCGCUUCAUCGAGUACAUCAAAUCGCGGCUGCGCGUCCAGCACGUGGUGCAGGAAAGUCCGGCCGGGUUUUUGCGCGACGUACAGCAGAAGGUGUGCAUCGAGCGGAAACCGUUGCGCUUCUGUGCCGAUCGGUUGCAGUCGCUGCUGCGCACGCUGGAAAUCACGGACCUGAGCGAGUACGGCCCACUGUCGGUCAUUACCUCGUUCGCGACGCUCGUGUCGACGUACACGAAGGGCUUUACCAUCAUCAUCGAGCCGUUCGACGACAAAACGCCCACCGUGUCGAAUCCGAUCAUGCACUUUAGCUGUCUCGAUUCGUCGAUCGCGAUGAAACCGAUCUUCCAGCGGUUCCAGAGCGUGGUCAUCACGUCCGGCACGCUGUCCCCGAUGGACAUGUACCCGAAGAUACUGGACUUCGAGCCGGUCGUGAUGAGCUCGUUCACGAUGACGCUCGCCCGGCCCUGCCUGCUGCCGAUGAUUGUAGCGCGUGGCAAUGAUCAGGUUGCCAUCUCGUCGCGCUUUGAAACGCGCGAAGAUACGGCGGUGACGCGCAAUUACGGCCAGCUGCUGGUGGAGACGGCCAAAACCGUACCGGACGGGGUGGUGUGCUUCUUCACCUCCUACCUGUACCUGGAAUCGGUCGUCGCGUCCUGGUACGAUCAGGGCAUCAUCGAUACGCUGCUGCGCUACAAGCUACUGUUCAUCGAAACGCAGGACAAUGCGGAAACGUCCUACGCGCUGAUGAACUACGUGAAGGCAUGCGAGUGUGGCCGCGGUGCCGUGCUGUUGGCCGUCGCCCGUGGCAAAGUGUCGGAGGGUGUGGAUUUCGAUCACCAUCUCGGUCGGGCGGUGCUGAUGUUUGGCAUUCCGUACGUGUACACCCAGUCGCGCAUACUGAAGGCACGGUUGGACUAUUUGCGCGAUCAGUUCCAGAUACGGGAGAACGAUUUUCUUACCUUCGAUGCACUGCGGCAUGCGGCACAGUGCGUCGGUCGUGCUAUUCGUGGUAAGACCGAUUACGGUAUUAUGAUCUUCGCGGACAAGCGCUUCUCCCGGCAGGACAAGCGGGGCAAGCUGCCGAAAUGGAUCCAGGAGCAUCUGACCGAUAAUUUGAGCAAUCUCAGCACGGAAGAAUCGAUGCAGCUUGCCAAACGCUGGCUCCGACAGAUGGCACAGCCGUUCACCCGCGAAGAUCAGCUCGGCGUUUCGCUACUUACGCUCGAGCAACUGCAAAGCAUGGAGCGGGAAAAGCUGGAAAAACAGGCCCAAGGCAAACAGUAAGUGGUCGAGAGCAGCACAGUUCGAGUUGAUGUGCGCAAGAAUAAAGCAACGGUGUUCAAUUAUGUUCCGGUCAA